AUGUUUGUCUAUUUCGCUCUAGCAAUUGGUUCAUUUCUGAUAAUUUACUACUUCCUUUUAAAAGAUGAUCGUGAUUGCAAGGAACCACCAGGACCAAAACCCUGGCCACUUCUAGGAAAUUUGCCAGAUUUGUUUAUGGCAUCGGACAACAUGACCUUGGCAUUGGGAAACUUGGCUGAAAAAUAUGGAGAAAUAUAUUCCUUAAAGAUGGGAUCUAAAAAGACAGUCGUACUCACUUCAAAGGAAGCCAUGCAAACCAUCCUCUCCAAUGAGGCGACGUUUGCUCGAGAUUUCUCAGGAAUGUGGGUCGAUCGAAGUUUCCGUAAGAAUUUAGGAAUUGCUUUUUCUGAAGGAGAAGUCUGGGAAACUUUGAGACCUUGGACGUUCAAAACGUUGAAAGAUUUCGGUUUUGGCAAAUCGUCCGAGAUGGAACGUUUUAUAAAAGUCGCAUCGCAACGUUUAUUCGGCUCAAUCGACGAUAAGAUGGGAUCCCCAAAAACUAGCUGUGACCUCGAUGUCCAACUGCUCUACAACGACCCCAUUCUUUCCAUCAUGUGGCAAAUGAUAGUUGGUCGCCUUUCCCCAGAAGAUGAACCGUCCAUUAAAAUUCUCUCCGAGAAAGGAGAUGCUUUCCUUCGAACCAGCGUUUUUGGGGCCGGAAUUGUAAAUGCGUUUCCGUUUUUGAGACGCAUCUUCCCAAACGCGUUAGGAUACAAUGUACAAAUGGAUUUUUUCAAGGAGUGCAACACCAUUGCGCAAAAUCUGUUCACGGAAAUGGAAGAAAAAAUGAGGAAAUUGCGGAUGAUAACUCCCAUAAAUUUAUUGGAAGCUUUCGUCCAAAAUAGUAUCAAGGAUUCUAAAAUUUUUAAUUGUGAUAAUUUCCUACUCACUUUUCAAGACAUGCUGCUCACCAGUACCGAUACGUCCAACACGUUUAUGGAGAUUGUGAUUUUAUACCUCAUCACUUACCCGGACGUACAGGAGAAAGUUUAUGAAGAAAUCUUGAAAGUUUCACCAGAUGGGAGAGACCUUAGUUAUUCUGAUAGAAUAAAAAUGCCGUACAUCCAAGCGUUUUUCCUAGAAACGCAUCGAAAGGGUCAACCCCUCCAGAACUUGGUUCCUCGUCGUGCCUUGUCCGAUAUUGAGUAUAAGGACUACAUUAUUAAAAAGGAUACCAUCAUCAUGAGUGACACGCGGCUCUACUAUGAAAACAAGGAGGAUUGGAUUGAUCCAGAAGUUUUUCGACCGGAACGUUUCCUUGACAAGGCUGGACAGGUGGUCAAUGCGGGGAAGAUUAUUUCCUUCUCAUUCGGGAAGAGGAACUGUCCCGGAGAACUGCAAGCGAACAUUGUUGCAUUUCUGGGGAUCACGUCACUCUUGCAACGGUACAAAUUGAGCGUCCCGAAAGGUCAGCAAAUGCCCAGGUUGGACAUGAGGCCGGGAUUGACGUUAAAACCGUACCCCUUUCAAGCCACGUUUGCUAAACGACAGUGAUCGAAGACAUACUGACCAAGACAGAUCUUUCGUAAUGUGUAACAUCUGCCUGGACCAGUUUGAUAAGCCGUUGACGAAGACUUUUUUACAGUUCGCAUAAUCCAAUUUUUUUCUCUGCGAUACAACAAAUUCUCGGUACUGUUGACGCACACAUAGACAUAUUUCCUAAGAAAUUCAUUAUCAAUUACCAAAUUGAUGAUGAUAUUUGCAAAUAUAAUUCAGCAAGAAGUACUUGUGUACUAUGUAUGUAUGUGUAAACAAUCGGUGAUAAUUUUUCCACCAUAGAGUAGUGUAUUUGUUGGUGUUUAGAUAACGAUAUGUAAAUCUGAAUUUACAUGCAUACGCAUUAAAAUUAACAUCAAGACAUUGUUUGCUGAAUACGUGCAUAUGUAGAUAUGUACAUGUAUUUAAUCUUGCUUGCAUUUCCAACCUAGCAUUUACCAUGAGCAUACCGAGUCAAUGAAUAACAAUUCAUAUACAAAAAUGCAUGCAAUCCUGUAGAUAAGUACAUACAUACAUGUAUGUAAGUAAAUAAUAUACUUGCCAACAUGUAGGUAUAUGCAUGCAUGAGUAUGUUACAUAACUCUCAAUCUACUUCUCUGUUAAAUUUUGUGCAUUAAAAUUCAACCAGAACAUUAAAUUCGGAAGGACAAUUAUUUCAAAAAUAUCAAACACAUAUUUCAUCGAGGUAUUAUAAACAAGUCGACGCGGCAUUAACAAAAUCAUGCGAGGUUAACAAAAUUCUGAAUUCCUAGCAAAAUUUGUGUUGCUUUCAAAAUUCCUGAUAAGUUAAAUGUCAUCCAAAGAACACGUUGUAACAUGAUAUAUGUAUGUAAUGUUCUAGAUUUGAAUUUCGAAUGCAACUCCUUUUAAACUUUUAGCAAAAUCUUGGCCAAAUUCCUUUUGCAAUUGGCAAACCAUUUUAACAACUAUUGGGUAGAAUUAAACAAUACGCUAACAACCUUUAAUAAAUAGCGUAAUUCCAUCGCGAAAAAAUAAUAUGGAAAUUGCAAUUAUUUUGUAAAA
This is a messenger RNA of Folsomia candida, 2520 nucleotides long. Its product is annotated as farnesoate epoxidase. Gene Ontology annotation, molecular function: oxidoreductase activity, acting on paired donors, with incorporation or reduction of molecular oxygen; monooxygenase activity; heme binding. The coding region runs from base 1 to 1494 and encodes 497 amino acids. NCBI's taxonomy places the organism in Eukaryota, Metazoa, Arthropoda, Collembola, Entomobryomorpha, Isotomidae. The transcript is spliced from 9 exons. The record is from RefSeq and is a predicted model, not a curated record.